Papaver somniferum (opium poppy) is the source of this 420-nucleotide messenger RNA. Its product is annotated as cytochrome P450 87A3-like. Gene Ontology annotation, molecular function: oxidoreductase activity, acting on paired donors, with incorporation or reduction of molecular oxygen; iron ion binding; heme binding. NCBI's taxonomy places the organism in Eukaryota, Viridiplantae, Streptophyta, Magnoliopsida, Ranunculales, Papaveraceae. The coding region runs from base 1 to 420 and encodes 139 amino acids. The transcript is spliced from 6 exons. The record is from RefSeq and is a predicted model, not a curated record. Gene Ontology annotation, biological process: sterol metabolic process.
AUGCAAAGUGUGGUCGCCAAAGAUGUCCACAGGGUGGCCGCAACUAGAGCAUACACUGUCACUAUCGAAGAGUGGUAUACCAAAACGUGCCAUAAGAACAAUUCACGUUCUGAUAAUGAGAAGCAGGAAGAGCAUGAAGCAAUUUUUAGAAGAAAGGAAAAUGUGGAUGCUUCACUUACAUGGAAAGAUUUUAAAUCGAUGGCUUUUACAUCUCAGGUACUCAAUGAAACAUUUAGGAUGGCCAACAUUGCCCCAGGGAUUCCUAGGAGGGUGAUCAAAGAUAUCCAUAAACGGUACUUGAGUAGAUAUGUAAUCCCAAAAGGAUGGACACUUAUGGUUGUUGCUACGGCUAUUCACAUGAACCCUAAAAAGUUUGAUGAUCCUCAUAUCUUUAAUCCAUGGAGAUGGAAUAAAAUCUGA